CAUAACGUAUUUAUUUUCCCUCACUUUUUUUUUUGUUUUUUUUCUCUCUCUCUCUCUUUCUCAACUUUUUCUAACGAAAUGGCUACUGAUUCAAACAAGUUUGUGAUUGAUUUUCUUAUGGGUGGUGUCUCCGCUGCCGUCUCAAAGACCGCUGCUGCUCCUAUUGAGCGUAUCAAACUUUUGAUUCAAAAUCAAGAUGAAAUGAUCAAACAAGGUCGUCUCUCUCAUCCUUACAAGGGUAUUGGUGAUUGCUUCACUCGUACAGUCAAGGAUGAAGGCCUCAUUUCCAUGUGGAGAGGUAACACGGCCAAUGUCAUUCGUUACUUCCCCACGCAAGCCUUGAACUUUGCCUUUAAGGACAAAUUCAAGCGUAUGUUUAACAGAAACAAGAAGGAUGGUUACUGGGCUUGGUUUGCUGGUAACUUGGCUUCUGGUGGUCUUGCUGGUGCUUCUUCUCUCUUGUUUGUCUAUUCUUUGGACUAUGCUCGUACUCGUCUUGCCAAUGAUGCCAAAUCUGCUAAAAAGGGUGGUGAACGUCAAUUCAAUGGUUUGGUUGAUGUCUACAGAAAGACAUUAGCUUCUGAUGGUAUUGCUGGUCUUUAUCGUGGUUUCAACAUUUCUUGUAUUGGUAUCAUUGUUUAUCGUGGUCUUUAUUUUGGUAUGUACGAUUCCAUCAAACCCGUCAUGCCUGAAAACCUUCAGAGCUCUUUCUUGGCUACAUUCUUGCUUGGUUGGGCUGUUACCACCGGUGCUGGUCUGGCUUCUUACCCUAUUGAUACGAUCCGUCGUCGUAUGAUGAUGACUUCUGGUGCUGCUGUCAAAUAUGAUUCUUCUCUUCACGCUUUCCGUGAAAUCAUGGCUAAAGAAGGUGCCAAGUCUCUCUUUAAGGGUGCUGGUGCCAACAUUCUUCGUGCUAUUGCUGGUGCUGGUGUCUUGUCUGGUUAUGAUCAACUCCAACUCAUUCUCUUUGGUAAGAAAUUCUCAGGUGGAUCUGGUUAAAGCCU
Gilbertella persicaria is the source of this 1004-nucleotide messenger RNA. Its product is annotated as ADP,ATP carrier protein. The record is from RefSeq and is a predicted model, not a curated record. Gene Ontology annotation, cellular component: mitochondrial inner membrane. Bases 79 to 999 code for a protein of 306 amino acids. Gene Ontology annotation, molecular function: ATP:ADP antiporter activity. Gene Ontology annotation, biological process: mitochondrial ATP transmembrane transport; mitochondrial ADP transmembrane transport. The transcript has 3 exons. Lineage: Eukaryota; Fungi; Mucoromycota; Mucoromycetes; Mucorales; Choanephoraceae.